Messenger RNA from Lineus longissimus, 5278 nucleotides. RefSeq lists its product as uncharacterized. The record is from RefSeq and is a predicted model, not a curated record. Bases 10 to 2949 code for a protein of 979 amino acids. NCBI's taxonomy places the organism in Eukaryota, Metazoa, Nemertea, Pilidiophora, Heteronemertea, Lineidae. The transcript has 31 exons.
UCCUCGUCGAUGACGGCCGAAAAUGAAAUUUCUAGACAGGCUGAAACCGAUCUCGUGGUGUCUGAAUUCAAAACCUGGCAAGCUGGAUCCAAUAAUGAUAUAAUAUUCUUACUUGAUACUACUCCACGAGAAGAAGGAGGAGUGGCCAUGAACAUGUUGCUGGCCAGCCAGCAUGAAUUUCAGUUGCUUUGUCCUGCAAAUUACCCAAACCAUGAGGACAACUUCUAUGUGGAUGCAAAUCCUGAUGUCAGAAUAUGGGCAAAUGCUUUGAAUGAGUUUGUGUUGGACACUGAAGGAAAACUUCUGCUCACUGAAGUUCUUCACAAAGCUGUAGCAUUGUAUAACACCAGCAGUCAUGACCGUAUGGAAGAAUCGGAUAAUGAAAGUAUGGAGGAAGGUGAGGAUGAUGAUGAGGACAUGAUAAUCGAUGAUGAUGAUGCUUACACAACCGAGUGGGAACUUCAGGUGGCAAGAAAGAAGAAACGAUGGGCUGAAAAGGAGAUUCAGUUGAGAGCUGAACUCAAGAGGAAUGCGGCAGGUUCUGCAGUUAACCAAGAACUCCUGGAAAAAGGUCAGCAGCAGCAGGGUCGCACAAAGCAGAUCUUCACAAGUUCAGCCGCAUCUGGAAUUCUCACUAAUGAUCUUGUGAAAAUCAUGGAGUAUGAAAAGGAACUUGGUUUCACAGUUGAGCCUAUUGGAGAUAACAUCUAUAAAUGGCAAGUGAAGUUGUUUGAUUUCGACCCAACCAGUGACUUGUCGAAAGACCUACAAGCAGUUGAACAGUUGUUUGGCUAUAAGUUCAUAGAACUUCAAAUGGACUUCGCAAUUGAUCUGUACCCGUUUUACCCGCCUUUGGUAAAAGUUGUCCGACCACGACUACAGCCAUCGAUGAUGCAACGAGUGACCAACAUGGACUUACUCAAGUUGUCCUACUGGAAUCCAGCCAAGGAUAUGCAGAGUAUUCUCAUUGAAAUUAAGACAUUCCUUCAGCAGUGGGCCAGGUUGGAGAUAAACAGUGUAAGAAAUGAUCCAAAGAAGUAUCCGAAUGGUUCGUUUGUGGAUAUUGAGCAUCAUCUGCUUCGCUUGGCAUUGGUGAGUGAAGUAAACCCCAGAGCAAGUUUCCACUACUUUGAAAAACCACCAGAUUUUGUGCCUGCAGCUGCUAUUCCACCAAAGUCUAAAAAGCAGAAGAUGAGUGAAGAGUAUUGGGAGCGUGGUGUGGGCUUUGGACACAGUAAAAGGCCUGAGUGGGACAUCAAUACAUAUGUGGCUGUCCAGAGAGAAAAGGACAAGCAGAUUGAAUCAGUAUUGCACACAAUUCUUGAUGAAUUAAAGGAUCUUUAUGCCAAGCAUGCUCCUCAGCUGAAACCCAGACAGCGCCGCACAGAACCUCGAUCUCAGUCGGAGAGUAUUGACCCAGUGGAAGACAUGUAUACUAUACUAGAGGGGUCAUCAUUGGUGCCAUUUCUCGAGCAAUACUUGAAUGCUGAUUCCUUCUUAGAAAUAUGUCGUCAUACAGUGGUUUACAAGGCAAUCAUAGAUAUUCUCAAAGAAAUUGCUCGACAGACCAAGCUGAUACCACUACUGUGUUCAUUACCUGACCAACAAAAGUCUAUCAUUGUUCUUCUGGAGAAUCUGGAACAAAAGGCCUCUCUUCUGCUGCAACACAUCUACAAAGCUGGUAACGGGGCCAUCCCAAAACCUCCUAAAGGACACCAUGAACCUGAAUCAGAAGCUUGUCCUGUUGAGUUUGCCAUGUCGGCUCACACAUCGGCUACGUCUGCCAAAGAUGAUGGUGUGGCUGAACAAAGACUUGCUAGGGAGUUUGUUAACCUUUUCAAAGAUGUCAAAGAAUCUCUGAGCAGAGCUGGUCUCGGUUCGACUGUGAUGCCAAACUCUAGCAAUGAUGCUGCCUGCAACAGCAACAAUGGUCACAAUUCUGGAAUCAACGGAACAAACGACACCACUACACCGAGCAGUAGUAGCAGCUGCACCAGUAGUAGCAACUCUGCUGAAGGUUUGGCGGAUUCUACACCAAAUGCAGCUGGUGAUGCGAGUUCAUCGAGUGAAUCUCUAUACUUGAAACAUUUAAAAAGCCUUCAAUUUGGAAGUCAUGGGAUGGAGGUUGAGGGUCCAGGCGCUCAUCAUUUUUCAACCGACUUCAAACUUCAAACCAGACUAGCGCAACCACAGGUAUUCCGUAUAGCUCAAGAGUUGACCUCCUUGUCUUCGUCAUUACCUCUAGAUCUUUCUUCAUCUAUACUUGUUAGAACAGAUGAUGAUAAACUGACCCUGAUGCGGGCGUUAAUCAUUGGACCCGAGGGUACACCUUAUUCUGGCGGAUGCUUUCAGUUUGACAUCUUCUUCCCAAACAAUUAUCCCAAGACACCACCACUGGUGAAUUUCCAGACUACAGGUGGCGGCACUGUGCGGUUUAAUCCAAAUCUAUACAAUUCUGGUAAGGUGUGUCUGUCAUUACUUGGAACAUGGGCUGGUCAGAAAGGAGAGAGGUGGAAUGAUACAACAUCGACUGUAUUACAGGUGUUGGUGUCUAUUCAGUCGUUAAUUCUAGUCCCUGAGCCAUACUUCAACGAACCCGGUUAUGAACAAGAGAUUGGUACAGAGAUUGGUCUCAGGAACAGUGAUGAUUAUAAUGCUGAUGUUCGCAUCAACAAUAUCAAAUAUGCUGUGAUAGCACAACUCCAGAACCCUACUCCUGGGUUUGAGGAUGUUGUUAAAACACAUUUCUUUUACAAGAAGGAUAGGAUUUUGGAGGAGUAUGAAGGUUGGUUGAAACAGAACAAGAGUAGCAAGCUAGAGAAGCUAAUGCAGACGUUAAAGAAAGAACUCAACAAACUACGACCACCGACACCACCUACAACAAAUAAAUCAAAUGAAGAGAAUUCAAGUAAAGAGACGAGUAAGUCGGAUGUAUCGAACUCGUCAUGACCAUAAUGGUCAACUUUUAUAGUCAUAGUUCAUUGGAGAAUGUGGAUGUGCCAAGUGCUACAACCUCAGCGAGAUUUUGAAGUUCUCUAUAUGAGCUUUGAUCGUUUUAUUUUUGGGUGCUUAAGGGACGAAUGUAUGAAGAAUGGGUGUAAUUGGGAGAUGAUCCAAGCCACCCUGUUAGUACAGUGAUCGGAUGUAAGAUUUGCAUUUAUGUUGGACAAACAAUUCUCUCUCUGCUUUAUCUUCGGGCAGAAGAAAUGACAGCAGAAAUGCAAAAAAGUGAUAACUUUCAAAUUAUCUUGAAAGUUGUAUGUGAAAGUUCAUGAAAUUUUAGCGUGCCUGUGUGCACAAGCCCUCUGAGAGGAACUGUGUCAGCGAUUUUAACCGGAGUGCUUUUAAUGAGGAAAUUGCAACAAGCUGAUGUCGUUCAAUCUGCUGGUUUCGUUAUUUUGUUUGUGUCUCGCUUAAGAUGUUAGAGGAAACCCUAUGUCUUUUAUGAAUGUUGUUGAUUUGUUCUCAAAUCCCGGAGCCACAGUCAUUUCUAACAGUCAUAUGAACUGUUGUAGCUUUUGUUGUUGCUGUUGUCUUAUUAGAAUUAUGAUUCUGCAAACAAGUGUAUGUUCACUUUUUGGAUCAGGUUAUUGAAGCUGAGGCUGACCUACUGACUCUCAUCUUCCUUGUAAAUAGACUUAUCAUUGAGAUGAGGUCAGCAUAAGGAUAUUGGCAAGAGAUCUAGGUUAUUUGAAAGCAUUUGAUAGCUGUGCAAUAUCCUCUCCAACAUACCCUCUGGCGGACAUCCUUUGGGUGGUUGAUCUCAAUGUAGACUUCUCAUCACUGUCUAUACGGCAACUACUCGAAUGACAGUCUGGUGUAUUAUAGGAGUUGGGGAUUUUCUGUUAACUGCUGACUAGCAAACAGAAUGUGAUGUUACUGGAGUCUGAUCUCUUAGUGAAAUAGAUGGUGCUUUGAAUCACAAGUUUGACUUGAACGAGGAGUUUUGGAAGUCAGUCAUCAGAAAUUCUUCAUGGCAUACUUCCUAUAGUGACAUUUAAUACUGUAACACAUUAAAAAAACAGCUAUUGUUUUAGAUGUAUGCUACUAAUUCUCCUUACACGGAGGGUGUAACUAUGCAGAAGUGAUGACCUUGAGUACUUUUUUGGACUCGUCAUUUAGAGUUUAAGUGUAAUCAAGAAUGAUACUGUGCCGAUGGGGGAGUACCAGUACAAUUAACAAUAUGCCUAGUUUACCUCUACAUGUAAAAGCCUUGGUAGAACAGACACCCCUUGACCACCCUAAACCUGUCACCACAGUAUCUAUCUUGGGGUAAUAUAUUAGAGAUGGUAUUUUUCAAAUGUUAGAAGGGCAGAUGUGUGUUUCACUUCUUUGAUGUAUCAAUCAGAACAUGUAUGAAAGUGUUAAACUUAGAAUUCUAGUUGAGGAGUUUCUGAUCGCUGUGAACCGGUAAAAUCGUUGAUCAUAAUUUCAUUUUCUCAACGCUAUUUGUGAUGCAAGGCACACAUACAUUUUCUGUGACCUCUAUCAAUAUUGUGUCAUGGUCUGGCUGUACUGUUGGUCAGAAUGACAUGAAAAUUACGGGUUGCCAAUACCUGUACUUCAUAUUUUGUUAUCUUGACAGCUUUAUUACUUUGUUUUAGAAGAAGAUUGGUAUUUUGCAUUUACCUUCUUUCUCAAUCUCCUGUCAAUAGGUUGUUAAUAUACAUGAUGUCAGGGUGGACCAGAAUUAUUUUCCUUUGUGUGAGGGGAAAUAAUUCUGGGCCACCCUUUAUAGGACUUUCAGAACAUGAUGAAGAUGAAGUGACUUUCUGAGCUGACUUUGUAUUCUGUUUAGAACAUCUGACAUGUAAAUAUAGGAUGAGUUCUUAUCAGGCCGAGUACUUUUGGAAGGUGCUGUGUUGAUGGUUGAAGUGAUUUUGGAUCAUUGUCAAAAGGUUAGCUUCUAAUACAAAUUACAAUACAUGUAUGGCCAGGAAGUGGUGAAAAACAGUAAAGCUUUGGUAGUUUCUUUUGUUUAUCAUGUCAGUUUGAUUGGUUACAAAUAAGUUUAAGAUUUUAGUGGCAUACUCUCAAAUUUUGUUAAUUGCUGUCAAACCAUGGCAGGGUUGCUAUGUGCUGGUCAUGUGAGGCAUUGGAGUCAAGGCAGACUUUUCCCCAGGUACGAGAAUGCAAAGACCAGGGAGACUUUGCUCCAUUGCCUGAUUUGGCUUAAACUUUAAAGUCUUUUAUCCAGGCUUUGCUACUUAUUGUCAAAAUAUACAUGUACAUGUAAAUUUGUUGAUAUUCAUCAUGAUAAUAAAACUACAUGUUGCUA